Linderina pennispora is the source of this 2329-nucleotide messenger RNA. RefSeq lists its product as uncharacterized. The annotation marks the transcript as partial. The transcript has a single exon. The record is from RefSeq and is a predicted model, not a curated record. NCBI's taxonomy places the organism in Eukaryota, Fungi, Kickxellomycota, Kickxellomycetes, Kickxellales, Kickxellaceae.
CAGCUCUUUUUGAACUCUUUGCCAGCCAACCUAAGCAGCCAAUUAGCCCCCUUCCCUAGCAGAAGCAGAGGCCAGAGAGCCACUUGCCAACACACAGGGAGGCGCACAGUUCUUUCUUCAUUUCUUUUUCUUCAACUAUCACCUAGUUCUACAACCAUUGCCAUGGGUAGUCUCCCACCGCACAUCAUCGAAAGUAUCGUCUCGUACACUAUCGGAAGAGGCAGGUUGCUCCCAGGGCUUCGGACUAAUGCCAAACCCCCAACUGUGCCCCGUGCGUUAUUCUCGCUGAUGGGUGUUUGCCAAGAGUGGAGAUAUGCUGUCAGUGGGUUCAUCAGCGAGUCUGCCACUCUCUUCGCCAGUCUGCCUAAGCCAAUAUAUCACAGCAAAUAUGGAGAUGCGCUGCCACUAGAAGACAUUAUUGCAGCUGGACUCGAGCGGCAUGUCCAUCAUUUGCAGCUUGAGUGCACUCCCGAGGAUGUCGCCAACGGAACCGUGUACUCAGCAAUGGACUCUCUGUUCACUCAAUGCAAAGGCAAGCUCAGGAACGUCCACACGGUCAUUCUCUGUGUCUCAAUCCUCAAUUCGCAUGAGCGGCCUGAGAUUGACCUGCAGGAAAUUGCCAGCGUAAAAAGGGGUUUUUGUGAGAAUAUCUGCCGUGUCAGCGAACUGCUGAGGGAGGUGAUGCCAAACAUCGCUUCGGUCGUGUAUUCUGGCGACCAAGAUUCCAAGCUACGCAGACGGCGACUGAAUACUGCUGCAUUGUUGGCGCUUUUAGGCGCCGUACCGUCAGUUGAAUAUCUGAGCCUCCUUGGAAGCAGGAUCUGGUAUGCCGACCUGGACAGCGAGUUGGCACCCAAUGUCAAGCACAUGCAUGUUGAUUUGUGCAACGGCAGCAGCAAUGGGAUCCUCGAGCUGGUGGUGCGCAAUGCCGACCAUCUGGAGACGCUAACUGUCGAUCUGCAAAACUCCGAAACGCUCAACAGGUUGUUCCAGAACCCUGUGGAUAGGUCGCCGGUUGUAUAUUCGCGGCUGCGUGCAUUCAAGACGACAUACGAGCAUGGCUGGAGAUAUGGGUACUCUGCUUGUGCGCCAAGGGCCAACCCUUUCCCAGUUCUGCAACAGCUUGUCUGCAAGCACUUGUGCCCGUUCAGUACCAGCAGUGUGUUUUACUGGAUUCAGCCUACGGUCGAAGUGAUGGAGGUCAAUUUCACUGGCUUGGCCUAUGCGAGGUUUGUCAGAGACGGCGUGUUUGAUUCUGACUCGUUCCCAAGCCUGCGUCAUGUCAAUUUUUCAUGGUACACUGAUGGUAGCAACCUUUCGAUUGCCGAUCCAACAAGUCAGCUCCGGCGCGUGUUGCUGCUCAGUCUUGUUUUUGAGAAUGUUGUUUUCGAUACACCCGUCUUUAGUUCCAGCAGCGCAGUAGCUCCACUCUACAGAUGCAAGGGUUUGAAAGAGCUAAAUCUAGCCGGUGUCCAGUUCACCGUUACCGAAGCAAUUGCGCUGAUCAACAAGUUCUCAAACCUACAGUCAGUGGUACUCUCCCUGAAAACCGGCAAUGAUGUGAACGAGCGAGGCGACGUCUCCGACGCCGAAAUCAAAAUGUUCCAGGAAAAGAAUAAGCAAACCCUGAAUUUGCGGCUCAGGGUGCUGGAGAUUAGCAAAUUUGUUUUCACUACAAGGCCACGCACCGCACAGCACGCCCUGCUACUGGCAAGCAUUUUCAGAUCUAUCCAGUGCAUAAGAAUCCGCAGUCGCAACAAGAAGCACGAUGCAGAGAUCCUUGCAGCGUUGGAAGAGGCAAAGCAAAGCAGGUGCUUUGAUAGCAACGGAGAGGAUCGAAUUCAAUGCAUGGAAAUUUCACUGGUUAAUAAGUAGAGUUUAUACAGCAAAAGCCGGAUAUAAUAGACACCAAAUAACACAAUAUCACAGUUAUUUCAUAUUCAAUAGUGUUAUUCAGAAUUGUGUUGGGUGCUGAUAAAACCAAGUGUAAGCAUUCACAAAAAUAUAUUGGAAAACCCAGGAAGAAUCUCCACUGCUAGGAGCCAGCAAGGGGCAUUUAAGCAAGCGCCGAGUGCGCAUACAGAGCCCUUAGCUAAGCCGCGCACGGCCCAGGAUGAAGCUGUGCCACUCUCAGUGAGUACGCCGCCCCGGGUACGACGGAACAACUCUAGCGGCAUGACUGUUGUUGUUUAUGUUUUAGGGUUUGCACGUGAAAUAGGCUUUUUUUUUAGUUUUUACAUGGGAUCUCUACCUGCCAGGCUACACAGUUAAUGCACGACCAAAGCUACUCCUCCCUCACGUCUUGUUUUUUUCUUUCUUUCAGAGAUCC